AACUCCUUGUCGCCAAGGUGAUCCAAGUGUCAGACUAACGUCGGCUCUUCCUCGCCCGCUCGGGACUCCCCGCAUGUCUCUGGCCCGCAGGAGUGGAGCGUCCAAUUCUGCUGCCUGCCAAUCGGUUGCAAAAAUAGAACUUCAUCUCCCUAAACGAUCGAUAUGUUCCACUCUGGUCAAAAUGCAUUCAGGAACGAAGUUACUAUAUAGGGCGAAAAAAGAACAAUCGAUCUCAAGACGGAAACUCUGACCGAUGAUUACGCUCUAAUUGAUCGCUGGCCCGGGCAAAUGCGAUAGCUAUCAUGCUCGAUUUUGGUAAACAAAGGCCGAUCGAGUAUGUGCAAUGGUGGACUGCGGCAGUGUUCUUUGUGCAGAAAGUCCCGGACGCCACCCAAUGAUAGCAUUUCAAGUCUUGCAUCGCCAACAACGACUGCUCUAGCUUGGUCUUUAGCAGCGAGUGGGUCGACAUGCCCGAGCUUUAGUGCCGUCCAUGCAAUCUUGGAAAGAGUCGACUCCGCCCCAAUGCUAGCUACUAUAACAACGACAUCCCAGAUGCUGUUGCCUUAACGCCCAGCAUGCAAACCUUUGCUUCUGAAAUUUCUCAGUUGCGCAAAUGCUGAUUCAUCUGCUUGCCAUUGUUGCCGGGCUGUGGCAGUUGGUCAUGGCGGACUCCAACAACUGCUCAAGCAGUGUCACCAUCUCCAGUCAAAGCGAUGCCAACAGCCUGGCCAACUGUGACAGUAUCGAUGGUAGCGUCACCAUUGCAUCCUCUGCUAGUGGGACGCUCACGUUCAACAAUGUCGAGGAGAUUAAGGGAUCCUUCACCGCAGAAGGGGCUGCCGGACUAACCGGUCUGAUCAUGCCUGAUCUUGAUACAAUCAAGGGUGCCUUAACACUGGACAAUCUGAGCACAUUGACCACGUUGACAAUGAGCGCCUUGUCCGACGUUGCCUCUGGGAUCACUAUUACGGGCAAUUCAAAACUAAAGACCCUCAGCGUGGCCGAUCUAGAAAAGGUUGAGGGUCAACUAAAACUGACGGGGUCUUUCACAAGCGUGUCACUACCUUCACUUGAAGAGGUGACUGGGGAAACAACCAUUCGAGGCUCAAAAUCCAUGUCCUGCAGUGCCCUGAACACCCUACAGUCUGAAGGUGUAUACCGUGGGAGUUACUCAUGUGUAGCCUCCGGCUCGAGCGGUUCCUCCCUCGGCCCUGCUGCUAAAGGCGGCAUUGCCGUCGGCGUCAUCUUGGGAGUACUGCUGAUACUCUGUGCCAUAUGGUUCUUCCUACGGGGGCGACGGAGUCGAAAAGAUCGUAACGUUCCGCCAAUGGCUUCACUCUCGCCCACAGUGGUAAAUAUCGAUGAAAAGCUACCCAAUUCUCACAAUAGUUUGUCGCCAUUGCCGAGUUUAAAGCCUCUCGUCCCGCGGAAGCGUGUUGGCCCUCCUGCCGCGCAGCUAGAUGGCCGGUCAAUCUACGAAGUGCCGACUACCUCCACUCCCAUUUGUGAAUAUCACGAAUUAGAUGCGGGUCCAGUGCUCAGCUCACAUCAAAGACCAAUACACUCGGAGGCUUGAGAUAGAGAGGCCUUGGAGCCAUCCUCCAUUCAACGUACCAGA
This is a messenger RNA of Penicillium brasilianum, 1618 nucleotides long. NCBI's taxonomy places the organism in Eukaryota, Fungi, Ascomycota, Eurotiomycetes, Eurotiales, Aspergillaceae. The record is from the annotation of a GenBank genome assembly.